GGAAGGGGCGCGCGGCAGGCCCACGGGGAGCCGCCCGGGGCGCACGGAGCCCGCCUGGCCUCCCGGACCGUCCCCGCCCCGGGGCCGUACCUGGGAGCGCCGGGAGCCCGGGCAGCGGCGCGCCGGGCCGGAGUGGCGGGUGGCCCCGGGACCCGGGAAGCGGGGCAAGAAGAGGGAGCCCGACCGGGAUGAGAAGGUGACGCCGCUGGAGGGCGCCACUCGCUUUGUGGGGGGGAAGAUGCUGGCCUACUGCGUGCAAGAUGCCACGGUGGUGGACGUGGAGAAGCGGAGGAACCCCUCCAAGCACUACGUGUACAUCAUCAAUGUGACCUGGUCCGACUCCACAUCCCAGACCAUCUACCGGAGGUACAGCAAGUUCUUUGACCUGCAGAUGCAGCUUUUGGAUAAGUUUCCCAUUGAAGGUGGCCAGAAGGACCCCAAGCAGAGAAUCAUCCCCUUCCUUCCAGGCAAAAUCCUCUUCCGGAGAAGCCACAUCCGGGAUGUAGCUGUGAAGAGGCUGAAGCCCAUCGACGAGUACUGCCGGGCACUUGUCCGGCUGCCCCCCCACAUUUCACAGUGUGAUGAAGUCUUUCGGUUCUUUGAGGCCCGACCGGAGGAUGUCAACCCCCCGAAAGAGGACUAUGGCAGUUCCAAGAGGAAAUCAGUGUGGCUCUCCAGCUGGGCUGAGUCUCCCAAGAAGGACGUGACAGGUGCCGACACCAACGCCGAGCCCAUGAUCCUGGAACAGUACGUGGUGGUGUCCAACUAUAAGAAGCAGGAGAACUCGGAGCUGAGCCUCCAGGCCGGGGAGGUGGUGGAUGUCAUCGAGAAGAACGAGAGCGGCUGGUGGUUUGUGAGCACCUCUGAGGAGCAGGGCUGGGUCCCUGCCACCUACCUGGAGGCCCAGAAUGGUACUCGGGAUGACUCAGACAUCAACACCUCCAAGACUGGGGAAGUAUCCAAGAGACGCAAGGCCCAUCUGCGGCGUCUGGAUCGCCGGUGGACCCUGGGCGGGAUGGUCAACAGGCAGCACAGCCGAGAGGAGAAGUACGUCACUGUGCAGCCUUACACCAGCCAAAGCAAGGACGAGAUUGGCUUUGAGAAGGGCGUCACUGUGGAAGUGAUCCGGAAGAAUUUGGAGGGCUGGUGGUACAUCAGGUACCUGGGCAAAGAGGGCUGGGCGCCAGCCUCUUACCUGAAGAAAGCCAAGGAUGACCUGCCAGCCCGCAAGAAGAAUCUGGCAGGCCCAGUGGAGAUCAUCGGGAACAUCAUGGAGAUCAGCAACCUGCUGAACAAGAAGGCAUCAGGGGAUAAGGAGACUCUACCGGCCGAAGGCGAGGGCCCUGAGGCCCCCGUCACCAAGAAGGAGAUCAGCCUGCCCAUCCUCUGCAACGCCACCGGCAGUAGUGGCCUGGGCGUCCCUGAGCGGAGCGUCUCCAAGCUGGCCCAGGGCUCGCCAGCCGUGGCCAGGAUUGCCCCGCAGAGGGCCCAGAUCAGCUCCCCGAACCUAAGGACAAGGCCUCCACCUCGCAGAGAAUCGAGCCUGGGGUUCCAGCUGCCCAAGCCGCCAGAGCCCCCUUCUGUUGAGGUGGAGUAUUACACCAUUGCCGAAUUCCAGUCGUGCAUCUCUGAUGGCAUCAGCUUUCGGGGUGGACAGAAGGCGGAGGUCAUCGAUAAGAACUCGGGUGGUUGGUGGUACGUGCAGAUCGGUGAGAAGGAGGGCUGGGCCCCUGCGUCAUACAUCGAUAAGCGCAAGAAGCCCAACCUGAGCCGCCGGACGAGCACGCUGACCCGGCCCAAGGUACCCCCACCGGCGCCCCCCAGCAAGCCCAAGGAGGCUGAGGAGGGCCCGGUGGGCUCUGCCGAAAGCCAGGACUCCCCGCUGAAGCUCAAGUACGAGGAGCCGGAGUAUGACAUCCCUGCCUUUGGCUUCGACUCAGAGCCGGAGCUGAGCGAGGAGCCCACGGAGGACAGCGGCUUGGGAGACAGGCGGCCCACCCAGGCCCACAGGCCCUCCCCCGCCUCCUCGCUGCGGCGGGCCCGCUUUCGGGUGGGCGGCUCUUCAGAGGAUGUGGCCGUGGAGGAGGAGACCAUCUAUGAGAACGAGGGCUUCCGGCCAUGUGCGGAGGACGCCCUGUCAGCCAGACGCUCCUCCCGGGACAGCGACUCCCCCGGGGGCUCCCCUCUAUCCCUGGCCAGGAAAAACUCCCCCAAGUCAGGCUCCCCCAAAUCGUCAUCCCUCCUGAAGCUCAAGGUGGAGAAGAACGCCCAGGCGGAACUGGGGAAGAACCACUCCUCAGCCUCCUUUUCCUCGUCCAUCACCAUCAAUACCACCUGCUCCUCCUCCUCCUCUUCCUCCUCCUUGUCCAAGAACAGCGGUGACCUGAAGCCCCGCUCUGCCUCGGACGCAGGCAUCCGUGGCCCCCCUACAGUCGGGCCAAAGAGGGAUGCCGACCUGAAGGCGGGGCUGACCUCGUGUGCCCGGGCCAAGCCGUUGGUCCGGCCCAAGCCGUUCCUGAACCGGGCAGAGUCCCAGAGUCAAGAGAAGAUGGACAUCAGCACUUUACGGCGCCAGCUGAGACCCACGGGCCAGCUCCGGGGCGGUCUCAGGGGCUCAAAGAGUGAGGAUUCGGAGCUGCCCCCCCACACGGCCUUCGAAGGUCCCAGUGAGGGGUCCAGAAGAGGCUCUGCUGACCUCAUUACCCCCCCAGCCGCCACACCCCCGUGUCCCGCCAAGAAGGGACGUGAAGGGCAGGCCACCUCCUACACGACAUGUAGCGCCUACCAGAAGGUCCAGGACUCGGAGAUCAGCUUCCCCGCAGGCGUGGAGGUCCAGGUGCUCGAGAAGCUAGAAAGCGGCUGGUGGUACGUGAGGUUUGGGGAGCUAGAGGGCUGGGCCCCUUCCCACUAUCUGGUGCUCGGCGAGAAUGAGCAACCCGAUGCCUCUGGCAAAGAGCCAGACACAAUAAGCCCCAAAAGCAAGCAGAACGAGGGCAAGUCCGACAGCCUGGAAAAGAUCGAGAAGCGGGUCCAAGCAUUGAACACCGUCAACCAGAGUAAGCGGGCCACACCGCCCAUCCCCUCCAAGCCCCCCGGGGGCUUCGGCAAGACCGCGGCUACCGGCGCUGUGAAGAUGAGGAACGGCGUGCGGCAGGUGGCGGUGAGGCCUCAGUCGGUAUUCGUGUCCCCGCCACCCAAGGACAACAACCUGUCCUGUGCCCUGCGGAGGAACGAGUCACUCACGGCCACCGACGGGCUCCGAGGCGUCCGCCGGAACUCCUCCUUCAGCAGUGCGCGCUCAGCUGCCGCCGAGGCCAAGGGCCGCCUGGCCGAACGGGCUGCCAGCCAGGGCUCGGACGCGCCUCUGCUGCCCGCCCAGCGCAACGGCAUCCCCGUGUCCCCCGUGCACCCCAAGCCCAUCGAGAAGUCCCAGUUCAUCCACAACAACCUCAAAGAUGUGUAUGUCUCCAUCGCGGACUAUGAGGGGGACGAGGAGACAGCAGGCUUCCAGGAGGGCGUGUCCAUGGAGGUCCUGGAGAGGAACCCCAACGGCUGGUGGUACUGCCAGAUCCUGGACGGGGCGAAGCCCUUCAAAGGCUGGGUGCCCUCCAACUACCUGGAGAAAAAGAACUAAUGGGAGGCCGUGGGUCCUUCCAGCCUGGGUGUGGAUGAGUGGUGAGAUGAAGACAAAGGGGAAAGGGAAAGUGGGAGGGGGUGGGGGGGAACGUUAAACCCUGCAGAAUGCAUGAGCUCAGCCAUGCUCCCCUCCGGGCUGUCCCCCGGCCGGCAGGUAAGGUCUGGCGGGGGCCCACACUGGGGGGGCGGGGAGCACCAGGCCUGGGACCAGAGGCGAGAAAGCUGAGCCCCGUGUGGGCACCUCGGUGACUUGGCUGAUGCAUCUGGCACCAUUUGGGGCAGGCCAGGUGGGAAACUCUUGAUUGUGCCUUGGCUGCAGAUCUGGAAAAGAUGUGAUGGCAGGGGCCUCCCGUGCCCUGCCCCUGCUCAGCCUGGUUUCUGUGGCUAGCACCUCGCCACCGGAGGUGGUCCUUGGAUCAUCCUAAACCUGUAUUCGUGAAUUGUGCUGGUUUCCCCGGGACUGCGGCCGCCCACCGCGGGUGGCGCUGGGGCUUGGAGGCAUCUCCUGGGAGCUCAGCCCGUCCCUGGGCUGAGCUGUCACUGUCGGUUGAAGAGAAAGCAGUUCCGCAGGUGCCAGCAAGGACCACCUUGCUUACCCGUCACUGUCCCUGGCCUUGAGAAGGGAGUCCCCUGUCUGGGGCACCCCAUCUGCAUUGGACCCACAGCCCCAGAGUUUACAGAGCGGGUGGGCGAAGCCAUCGGUCUCUUCACCGUCUGCACAGACUUUAUUUUGGGUGUUUCUGGGUGGGCAGUUCUUUUGCAUGUUUUGGGAGAGGUUUAUUGAUUUGGGGCUUCUAUGUCAGCCCUUGGGUUUUGGUCUUAUUUUAGGGGUUGUUUGGGGGCCCAAGGGCGGUCAGCCUCAUGGGGGAUGGGACGAGGAGCAGAUGGGGCUUUUCUGUCAUGCUCUUGCUGGGAGGUUGUUGGUUGUGUUUGUGUUUCACUUUCUUUCCCUCCACAAGCCAAAGUCCCUUCAUUUGGUUCCCACUGUUGCCGACAGGACCCUAGCAUGGCGCUUGCUGGGGGGCCUGGGGGCGGAAGGCCCAGGUCCCAGACGUGGCAGAGCAGAGACGCCCCAGUGGGGGCAGAACCCUCCCCAGGAGGGAGGAGGGGCUUGUCCAGGAGAGAAGGCAGCUCUCAAGCUGCUGGGUGAGCACCGUUCUGCAUCCGUUCUCCCGCCUGGGCAGGACCAAAAACCCUUACCUGUGAACUGUGGAGAAGCACCCAGCGCCCCCACCAAGGGCUGAGGAGACCCCAGCUGGGCGGCCACCAGCCACCCCCUACCUACACAUGAUGCCACAGGUACCUGAAAAGAUGGAGGACCCCCAGGCCGGGAGCCAACCCGGUCUGCCCAAGGGGCAGUGCCCCCGUGAAGAGAGGAGAGAAUAAAGUCCCUGUCAACUUUGGGUUGUCUUUCGAUCGUUGAUGUUUCAGAGGGGACCCUCUGGAAGCCUCGGCUUCCCCAAGGACUCCCCCUUUGCUGGGAGUGGAAUUCCACACGUGCCUUUGAUUGUGGACCGAUGGGGCUUCACGGCCACCAGCUCAGCUGCCAGCGGCCCGGACUAAGAGUCGGUGUUUUCUACAAAGGAGGAAAGGCCCUCCCUCUCCCCCUGCUCCCCCGCCCCCCAAGGCAGUGUAUGUUGCCUGAAGAUCAGCACGGGAGCCUGGCCUGUGUUCCGUGCCUUCAGUACCCCACCCACCCACCCCCCAGACCCGGGGCCUCGAGUGGGGACCUCCCCAGCCCUCCUCCCUCGCCGCACACUGAUGCCUGGCAGCUCCAGCAAACCGCUCCUGUUCUUUGUCGAAGGGCCGUGGUGAGAUUUUGUUUCCUUUUGUUUUGUUUGUGAGUUUGUUUAAAAUUGAAAUCAGUUAUUUUCUUCUGCUGGACAGUAUUAAAUAGAGCAGGAUAUUGAGUUAAUCUGCUAGGUUGCAGUACUAAUGGUAGUGGUUUAGUGUCUUCAUAUUAAUAUUAUUUGGACUUAUUGGAACAAUAAUGAUAAAGAAGUGGUUCAUUAUUUUUUAAUUAAUGCACUUUAAUAAGGUGGACUGGGAAGAAACCCAGAGAGCAAAGUGCAUUACUUAAAGAUGCAGUAUAUACUUUUCUCAUUUUUAAGCAGCACGUAUUUAUUAAAAGAAAAAGAAGUAAUUUAUGAUUAUUUAAAAUAAAAUUUAAAAGUAGAGUGACUAUUGGGUGAAAGGACCUUCCGCGUAGCGGUCUUCCAGGGGGAGGCCCAGCGGCCUCGCUCCUCCACUGUCUGCACUGAGCCAGUUCGGUCAGUAACGUGCCAGCCAGGCCAGCGGGGAGCGCAGGGCGCAUCGGCCAAGCACAGAGCAGCAUCUCAGUUGGGACUGGACCGCAGUGUUCCCCAGAGCCUGCCUUUCCCUGCCCUUCCUCCCUGUCUGCGCUGCCCCGUGGGGCUCUCCAGCACCCACGAGGCCCGCCUUCUCUGCACUCCCCAAGGACCCUCUCUCCUUGAUCCCCAGUGCUCUAAGUGAUGGUCAUUAAAAGUGACCUUCAAGGUCAUUCCAUCCUAUCCCCUCCUGUUACUGCAGCCGAAGGACAAGAAAUUACUUUCCCGAAAUCAUGGAGCUAGUUAAUGGCAGAGCACCCCACUGUACCAAUCCUUGCACUCCUUCCCAACCCCAUUGUAGUUUAUCGCGUGGUCAUUUAUCGCGUGGUCAUCAUGUUUACAUUGUGACAUCCAGCCCUCUCAGGAUGGCUGGGAGUUGCUCAGGCAUCUAGGAAAAGUGGGGAAUGCUGCCACCUGGUGACAGCAUGUAGAUUUAGGCAGUGAACAGGGAUUGCCAUGCCCCGUCUUCGCACCUCACCCCCUCACCAUCACCCCCUGACUCACAACACAGCACAAACCCUGCAAACCCAAAGAGAAUAUGAAUACUUGAAGCAAGAAGGGUGCAUGCCAGUCCCUCUCAGACACGGCCAGGGGGUGCCAGGCCUUGUGCCCCUGGACUCCCAGCCCCACCCAGGGCAAGAGGGCCUUUCCCUAGAGCUACUGAGCUGCUUUGUGUUGUUGGAGGGUACCGCCGGCAGCAGGUGGAGGAGGGAGGGGCCUGCGGCUCUGACCCAUCUGGAGGAAAACCAGAUCGGACUAAAAAAGGAAAAAGAAAAAUGAAAUCUCAGCAGUGUCCAAACCCAGUUUCCCAUUAGUUGCGAUUGAAAAUGUGAAAUGGCAUUGUAUUGCUGUAUACUGCAACUUUAAUCAUAAUGAGCCCUUCUGAGGUCAUUAUUGAGCUUUAUAUAAUGCCUGAAGAUGCAUCAUUUGGUGCUUUUUCUUUUAGUUUAAAGACCUUUUUCUUUCAUUACAAGGGGGAAAAAAUGUCUUCAUCUCUCUCCCACUUUGAAACAGCGGGCCUGGCUGGGGUCCCUGGCCCUGCCACGCUGUUCCCACAAGGCCAGGGGAUGCCAGGGGCAGCAGGAGGGAGCUGGAAGGGGCAACUCUGGACGGCAAGCGUGCCAUCUGCCCCUGGCUGUGGCCGGGCCCUGCCUUGCCAGCCUCAGCACUCCACCCCUAGCCUGGCCCCAGAGGCUUCUCUUUCUUACUCUCGAUUCUCCAUCUUGACGAAGGCAUUAUAUAGAAUUGUUUUAAUCACUUUCAGAUGUUAGAGCAGCAUAUUUUACUGGUAUUUAUAUCCAUCGCUUUCCUCAGCAAGGCAUGUUACAACUUUUAUCAUCUAAGGAAGAAAGACAAGGGAAUUUCGGUUGAGCAUUAUUUUCAUAUUACUAGUAUUUGCAGAGUAGGCGUAGAACUAUUUAAGUUUAGACCUUGGUUUGGUAGUUUGUUUUGUUUUAAGGAAAAAAGAAAAAGAUAAAGUAGCCCCUACUUUCCCUGUUUUGGUUUUUUUUUUUUGUAUUUAACUAAUAUAUUAUUUCUUUAAGGUUACUCACUUCCCUUACCCCUCCAAAUACUUUGCAUUCUCAAUCAAAAAUGAAAACAAUCUGAGAGACAGGAAAAGUGCAAUAUUACCGAGGGCUGCCAGGGCUCGUUGGGACAGCUGUGGGAGACCCAGUGGCCCGGUGUGUCCGUAGGAGGAGGAGGGGCUGUGGAGCAGACAGGUGACCUUCUGGGUGUUGAUCUUUGACCCCUCCUCCCCCGGCAAGGUGGCAGAACGCAGCCCCUUUUUCUGUUGGGUGUUCUCCACCCAGGAGGAAUUCAGGGACGCGGGCACAGGGCUCUUGACCUCCUGGGGCCCCAGCCCUCGGAGCAGAGCAAGGGCAUCCAGGAACAGUUCCUUGUUUUCAUUUCCAUUGCUUUUCAGCUAGCUGCCCAGAAAGACCGGUCUUAAAAAAUCAGCCCCAGCAGCCCUGUCUCACCCCAGUCUCCUGAUGUGUGGGCCAUGAUCUUUUGAUGUAUGUUUGAGUCUUUUUAAAACUAUGUAACCUCAGUUCGGUUUAUGGGCAGGAACCCUAGAUGUAACCAAAUCUUUUUCGGGGAUGUGGGUGCCUUGAGCCCUACAUACCCCAGUGAGACACCAAUUCCCACAAGCCUGCAGCUAGGCCUGGUGCUAAGCUUGGGCCACCCAUUCAUCUCAAUGACUUCAGCCUGAGGAGGGAGCCCUGCCUCUUGCUUAACACCCCAACAGUUCCCAGAGGGCCUUAGAGAAGCAUCUGAGGGGCCUACUCAGGUCUUUGUAGACAGCUUCCCACACCAGGUACCAAGCCGGCCUCCUCCUUACUUGGCGCAGGUGGAGAAAGCAGCAGGAUGGGAAGUCUCUGGGUCCAAGCCCUUGGAGCUCUGCCCUUCAGGGCUCCAGGGAUGUCCUCGCUGGCUUGUCCCCUCCAUCUCCAGUACUGUAUGCUUGCUGCUUCAACCCCUCCAUUUGGUGAAUUUCUGUACAAACGUGGAUCUACGUGCCCAGAGUGGGACCGUGCCCCCGUGUGUGGGUGUCUCUCCUUGGAGUAUAUACGUCUAUAUGUUCAAUCUUUGAGAAUCUUGAUGCAGAGCUCUCUGGAAAGAGAAUCAUCCACAUUGCUAAAUAAUUAAGAUUCCCUCAUUUUUUUGAGGGCUGUGUGUUGAGAGAGAGUGAGUUAGUAUGUGUGUGUGUUGGUAAUUUCCCACUUGAACUAAAUAACACGGGGUUAGAGAACAAAUACCGGGCAAGCUGUCUCCAUUUUACAAGUCCUUGGCAUUGGGCAGGCCCCAUGGGACUCGCAGUUUCUGGCAGCAAGUGUGUUAUUAUUCACACAUACUUCUGGCUGGAGAGUGCAAUGUGUCUUUUUUUUUUUUUUUUUUGUAAUUAUUUUAUUAUUUCGUUGGAAACUUCACACUGGCAUUAACAGAUCUAGCAGAAGCAGCCUAGGCCAUCAUCCCGGGCUCCAAAAUGAAGCUGUGGAAGAGAAGUCACUGGGUGUGGAAGCGCUGGGAUGGGUGAACCAGGUCACCACCUGCAGACGUGCUGUCCAGCAGGCUGAGCCCGCCCCUUGCCACGCGUGCCAUUGCUGCGGGAGGCCCCAGAGCGUGAGAGCCGCUGGUCCCCGGUUCCUGUUUCCGAGGGUGGCCAGGCUGCUGGGGGCGAGAACGUGCUCACGGUGAGGUCAGUACACCAGACUGCACGCCCCAGCUGAGCAUGUCACGGGAGCGGUGUGGGGCGCUUUCCCUUGACCUCACUGAGCUUUUUGCCUGAGUUGUGAUCCCUAUUGGAGGCAGCCUCAGUGGUUCUCAAGUUCUGUGACCAGAGACAGUGACAGGAUGGGGUUACUGCCCUACAGCCUUGUUUCAGAAGCAGCAGCCUCAUUGAUUUUCGCUUCCCUCUGUUUUGUUCUGUGCACCUAGAUCCACAGCCAGAAGUUGGCAUCACUGGUGCUUACAGACCGGGUAGAGGGCUCUGCCUUCUAAGGCCUUGAUCCCAACCUGCCCGUAAGGUUGGGGUUACCAUGCGAUCUCCUUUCCCCAAUCCUAUCUUUUUAAUCUUGGGUUUACACUUGACCUUGACAAUCAGCCCCCUCUCCCAUCCCAGUCCUGGAACUUAGUGGCCUUAGGGAAUGGAUUUCUGAGGUGAAGGUUCCCUCCUUUGUUUCCAGUUCCACCCUGGCUAAGGGUUGGACCUCAGGAGGCGAGAGGAGAGAGAGAGUGUGUGAGAGAGAAUUGUUUUAAGGCGGAAGGAUGGCUCGAGCACGUUGGAGGCAAGCAAGAGGCACGUUGGCGUGAGGAGUGUGUGCAUGUUUGGAGUGGCUGGGGCUUACCGUCCCCUCCCUGGGAAGGUGGCUUCCAGAAGAGGAUGUCUUCUAGGCAGAAAGGGAAAAGUGUGAGAAGGCGGAGAGAGGGUCUGGAGGCUGGAGUUUAGUCUUUAUUCAAAAGAAGGAAGAAGUCAAUUCUGAGUGUUUCAGGAGGAAGAGAACAGGUACAGAGGGAAUUUACUGAUGCAACACCCAAGGGUCCAGUCAGAGCAGGUUGGAAAAGCCCUAAGAUUUGGCCACAGAAGCAGCUGACCCGAGGAAACAGCUACUUGCUGGGCCACAACCUGAGUCCCCAGCAUGUUGUUAAUGAGUAGUCACGGAUUUACUUAGUGGGGAUGGGAAGUUGCUAGCAACAAACCCAUCUUUGAGUCUGGGGGCUCUGGCUCCAGAACAUUCCUCCAUCUCUCAGGUUCCCAGCAUGUUUUGCCCACAUCCCUUUGUCUAAUCCAGAGCUAGCCUCUCAAAUUGCUGGAAUUGGUUAGAGACCAGUGACCGUAAUGGGUUGUACAGUAAUGACCCACGACCCCCAAACUGGAACCUCAGGGUCCAGACACCACCAAGCAUGUCUGGGAGGGAAGCAGUCUCAUUUCUUCUUCUGUUGACACCAGUUGUUCUUGAGUAUCUCUACUGAGACCUGUGGCAACUCAGUCUGCUGAGCCAGCCGCGCAGGUGUGACUCAGAAGACGGGGCCACACACACUCAUCCACGGACAUGCCCUUUCAUUUUCGGUGGCCCGUCACCAGGGCACCUUUCCAUAAGCACCUACUUCGGAGAGAGAAGGGUAAACAGAGCCACCAUUCUUGGAUCUGCAACUUGUUCUCUGCAAUAGGUUUUCUUUAAAUCCAGGACAUAGGCUGGGGAAAGGGUUUCACUGACAGUUCCUGAGAGGUCUGCAGGAAGGUGACUUCUGAGUGAAGAUGUGAGUGGCAGGUCCCUCAAGUGUGGUUUGGGGAGCGCACGGUUGCCUGUGAACUGCUGGAUGUCUUUGGGGCUCCAGAGCUUUGGGGGAUUCCUCAUGGUGUCCACUUAACCCCUCCCAGCUCCUAGCAGGCUCUGUGGUGUCAGGAGGAGGUUGUGCCCUCUUCUGCCCUUAGCAGAGAAACUCAAGGACAGUGAAUUCAGCGCAGUUUGAGUGCUAAAAAAAUUUCCAGGAUCAAUGGUGGUGCUAAACUAUCUCCAUGUUUCUAAUAUUUUUAAUAGUGGGUUUUUUUUUUUUAAUUGUUCUCAUCACAAAAAUGCAGUGUCCUUGGGGAAGGGACCCAGCCCCUUGGCCUGCCACUUUCCAGGUGUCCUUUAUCAUGCUGACGGGACUCUUUGGUCUGCAGAAAAUACUCUGUCUUGGCAUGCUUCUAGACUGUAAGAUUUGGGUUGUUUUGUUUUAUAUUUUGUUUAUGUUUACAUCUUGUAUUUCCCUGAAAACUAAAUAAAGUUUUUGGCCUUUUUA
Neomonachus schauinslandi (Hawaiian monk seal) is the source of this 11270-nucleotide messenger RNA. RefSeq names its product SH3 and PX domains 2A (gene SH3PXD2A). Lineage: Eukaryota; Metazoa; Chordata; Mammalia; Carnivora; Phocidae. Gene Ontology annotation, biological process: superoxide anion generation. Gene Ontology annotation, molecular function: protein binding; phosphatidylinositol binding; superoxide-generating NADPH oxidase activator activity. The record is from RefSeq and is a predicted model, not a curated record.